Molecule: messenger RNA, 1056 nt
Organism: Suillus plorans
Lineage: Eukaryota; Fungi; Basidiomycota; Agaricomycetes; Boletales; Suillaceae
Product: Alpha/beta hydrolase fold-1
Exons: 5
Coding region: 1-1056 (351 amino acids)
Source: RefSeq, a predicted model, not a curated record
AUGUUCCAGCUUCCAGCACCUGAGAGGCGUGUCCUAUCAUUACACACAACUCUAGGCUCAGACCCAGUAGAGCUCAAGUGUUCUACACUAUACUAUCCCGUCUCCUGCGCCAAAGACGGUCUCACACUUGUGUUCACACACGGAAUUGCUGGUCACAAGGAACAGUACGACCCUACUAUCGCUCGCCUGCUUUCGCGCGCUCAAACUCGCGCUACGAUUCGAGAUAUAUGGGUGCUUGACUUCCCCAAUCAUGGUCAAACGGCACUUCUCAACCGCCCCGUGCUUGAUGCCCGCAAGGCAGCUGGGAAGUCGAUGUGUACAACGAAAGAUAUCGCGCUCUACCUCCGAGCCUUCCUCUCCACUCCCUCUCUUAAAUCCAGCACUGUCGUAGGAAUCGCUCAUUCUGGGAGUUGCACGCUCUGGAUAUUGGCGCUCACAUCCAUACCCCCUUCUCUUACACCCUUUGCUCUCAUAAUGGUCGAACCUACAUUGAUGUUCCCUUCUCUCACUCCGACUGACUCUCGCUCCAUCCACGGAGCCGCGAACGUCCGAGGGUCACUUGCUAAACGCGAUCGUUGGACAGAUAGGGAAGCGUUGACGAGGUGGUUGGUGGGUGGGAAAGGCGUUUGGAGGAAAUGGGAUAAGAGGGUUGUAGAUGAUUAUGUGAGGUAUGGAUUUGAGGAGGUGAAUGAGUCGCACCUUGGUACGGGGAAGAAGAGUUAUGUUACACCUACAUUGAGAAAAGACGAGGAGAGCCCGUUGUAUGCGUGUUUAUCGCAUACGGUGGAGACCGAGUCUCUUGGGCGUGCAUGUAGGGCGGUGGAGGAGGCUGGGAGGGGAGUUCAUGUCGUCUGGGCUGAUUUUGAGGAGUUUAUAUCUAAAGAGUCGAGGAAAGAAAUUUUAGACGCUGCGGAGCACAGGGUGGUGUCUCAGCGGACUAUCAAGGGGGCAGGACAUUUGAUUCCGCAAGAGAAACCAGACGAACUUGGAGAGGCACUCGUAGAAAUACUGGAUGAGAUUGUGAAUGAUUCGGGGAACGCGAAGGCGAAGAUGUAG